Caenorhabditis sp. 36 PRJEB53466 is the source of this 1483-nucleotide messenger RNA. The record is from the annotation of a GenBank genome assembly. NCBI's taxonomy places the organism in Eukaryota, Metazoa, Nematoda, Chromadorea, Rhabditida, Rhabditidae.
AUGGAAAAGUAGGUUCGGAAAAUGAAUUUAUGAAACAAAGAAAAACGUUUUGGUGUCACUUUUUGAUUACACUCCUUCCUUUUUCCAGUACGCAACAAAUGCCAUCAAUUGUGAAAACAUCUACAGUGAUGACGCGUGUACUAUGAUAUACGGUAGUAGUGUUACAGUAGGCACUACUGUAGAAAGACCUCUUUUAUGUUUUAUGGUAAGUACAAUAUUGUUUUUGUUCUCUCAAAGUUUUUAUAGCUGAACGGAGAAAGGAAUGAGGAGAUGAAACGGAUUUCUAUCAGUACCUGCCCAAAAACGUGCGGAUAUUGUUGUCAAACUGAAGCAUUUGACUGCAAUAACACUCCAUGUAACUCAUUCUUCCUCGAUUUUGUGGUUUCAUCGCAAAGCUAUUCAGAUCCACGUAUAAACUGCGCAUUGGUAACCAGUCGAAUGUGCAAGGAUCCGCAGUGGCGAGAAGUUCUCGUGGAGGAUUGUCCCAAUGUCUGCGGAUUUUGUUUGGAAGGUACGAAUCCAUUUUCCGUGAUUGUAGUUGUUAGUGCCCGGCAAACCGCCGAGAAAACCUGUUUGUUUGCAGGAGGAUGUUUCGACAAGGCCGUCGAUUGCACAACUGAUAUCUCCAUUUGUAUGAACAUUGGAAUGCAGGAUUUUGUCAAGGUAUUUUUUGAGAUAUCUUGAGCACAACACAGUGAUAAUUGAAGUUUUUGAGUAAAAUUUCGUGUUUCACUCAAAAAGCAGUAGAUAUAAAUCACUAAAACCUUUUUUUUCAAACUCAAUUUUUGGCAAAAGUUUGGGUGCAUUUCACACCAGAAAUAAAUAAUCAUUUCACAUUCUCGGCCUCUUUUCCGGUAAGGAUUGAAAGUUGACCCCCUUUUUUGAUUCAAUUACUCUUCCAUUCUUCUCUCCUAAAAGUAGAAAGUAGAAGCAAUAAAAUAUCGCGACGAGUACAAAUGCACUUAGGAAGUAUGUUCUCAUUUCCGGAACACUGACCACCACCAUCUUAUUUGUCUGCGCCGCCUCUCCGGCCCGAAACAAAAACGUUAUGGGUAAACAAACACACUUGGAGAGGCGAGCUCGUCGGUUUUUUGUUUGUUUGCAUGAAUGAAUUGAAUAAAGUUAUGGAAUGGGGGGAAAACAAAGUUGAUAUACAUAUAAUUAAAAUAUUGAUGAAGAGGUAAUUUGAGUGAGUUAUGAUGUCAGUUUUUAUAAAACAAGUUAUUCAGGAGUAUUGUCGGAAAACUUGUGGAUACUGUCGCCCAACCGCCACCACCACGCCUGACCCUGAGUUCCGCGGUACCAGUCCGGAUUGCGUGGAUUAUAACACAAAGUAUGUUGAUGACCUUUCCGUUCAAUCCGCUAUUAUCCGUCGCCGUUUUUCAGUUGUGCCAGUUGGUCCUAUCGCGGAUACUGCUACAGUCCGUUCUACAGUUAUGAGACCAAAUUCCGUAAUUGUGCAGCUACGUGUGGACUUUGCUGA